Molecule: messenger RNA, 1318 nt
Organism: Chironomus riparius
Lineage: Eukaryota; Metazoa; Arthropoda; Insecta; Diptera; Chironomidae
Source: the annotation of a GenBank genome assembly
CACAAAGUAGACACUGGUUACAGUUUGUUGUGACAAGAAAAAAUAUUUUUUUACUUUAUUAUAAAAAUCAGUUGAAAAUGGAAGCUCAAACGCAAAAUAAAACUUGGGACCUAUCUCUUUAUGAAUUGAAUAGGACACCACAAGAAGUGAUUACAGAUAAUUCUGAAAUAGCUGUGUCUCCACGCUCAUUGCAUUCAGAAUUGAUGUGCCCAAUAUGUUUGGACAUGCUUAAGAAGACAAUGACUACAAAAGAGUGCCUUCAUAGAUUUUGCAGUGAUUGUAUUAUCACUGCUCUACGAUCUGGUAAUAAAGAAUGCCCGACAUGCAGAAAGAAGCUCGUAUCGAAAAGAUCUUUGAGACCUGAUCCGAAUUUCGAUUGCUUGAUAUCAAAAAUAUAUCCAAGCCGUGAUGAAUAUGAAGCACACCAAGAGAAAGUAUUGGCAAAAUUCAAUAAGAAUCAUUCGCAACAAGCUCUUGUGAACUCAAUUACUGAAGGCAUCAAAUUGCAAACUCAAAACAGACAGCAGCGUCCAAAAAAGAAUCAAGAGGAGUCACAAAACGAUGGAGUUAAUCGAGACAUUUCAUCUAAUAGCCAAGGUAGCUCACAUGGUGAAUCCACACGUCAGUCUUCCAAUCCUCCGUCGGCACGCAGUACUCCAUCUCCAGUUCCAUCACAUUCAAGUUCAAUGAGUAAGCCAUCUAAAAGAGCUAGAUCAAUAAUGACUACAGAUCGGUCUGAUUCAGAAAGUAAUAGCGAAAUGACUGAAGAAGUUGACUCAAAUGCAGACACGGAGGGUGAUACAGAAGGAAAUGAUGAAAUUGAGUUAGUUUUUAAACCACAUCCAACAGAAAUGAAUAGUGAGAAUGUGUUGAUGAAGGCUCUUAAGGAUAAUACAGUGCGAUACAUAAAGACAACAGCUAACGCUACUGUUGAUCAUCUAAGUAAAUAUUUGGCUAUGAGACUGUCGCUAGAUGCACAAUUACCAGAGCCAACAUUCAAAGCUUUGACAUUUACAAUUUAUAUUACACCAAGCUCCACACAACUAGUUUCUCUAAAUGGCAAUCAAACGUUACAUCAAGUCAAUGAGAAGUUUUGGAAGACUAAUAAGCCGCUAGAGAUGUACUACUCCUGCAAGUCAUAGGCUUAAUUUCGUAAGUCUAAAAUAUUUGUGAAGAUUGGACUGUUUUUAAUCACAUUUGGAUUAAUUUUUGACGAGCUGUAUGAUUGAUAAAAAAAUUUUAAAUGUAUUGUGCGAUAUAUUUAAAUAUUAAAGUGAAAUAAAAAUCUGGAUUUUAAAUUUUACAUACAUCCUUUCAU